CCCCAAUUCACUUUCCUAAGAUGCAAUUCCUCCUACAAUGGUCUGCUCUGAUCAGCUUGAUCUUGUUGGUCUCUUCAUCUUCAGCUUUACUCCCAACAGGAAGUUCAAAUUCGGCAGGGCAAGCAGCUUGUGCUCAAUUGAGUAAACUUUUAGGUCAAAAGGUAUCAUCGAUUCCAUUAGAUCCUGCUUAUAUCCAAUCAACACAAAAAUAUUUCUCAUCUCAGCAAGCACAAAAUAAACCUUCAUGCGUUGUUGGCCCAACGUCUUAUUCUGACGUUACAACCGCAGUCAAGGUUAUUCGACAAUUCAAUUCAACUUUAGCCAUCAAAGCAGGAGGUCAUCAAACGAACAAUUAUUGGUCAAGUACUGCAGGUGGUGUUUUGAUCGAUAUGAUUGAUAUGAGAGCAAAGACAUACGAUUCGUCAACUCAAACAGCCUAUUACCAACCGGGAAACAAGUGGUCAGAUUUAUAUCCUUAUUAUGAAAAUCUUGGUGUGAUUCCGGUUGGUGGCCGUAUUGCUGAUGUUGGUUCAGGUCUGUCGCUCGGUGGAGGGCUCUCGUUCCUUUCGGGUCAAUAUGGUUUGGCUUGUGAUUCUUUCAAAGCGCUAGAUGUCGUUUUGAUUGAUGGUACUUUGGUUCAAGCCACAGCUACGAAUCAAUACAAAGACCUUUUCCUCAGCUUAAAGGGGGGAGGUAAUCAAUUUGGCAUCGUAGUUGGCUACACGGUUGAUGUUUAUCCAAUCGGAGACACUUGGGGUGGUGUUUUAAUCUAUGGAUCUGAUCAAUUUGAAGCCGUAUACCAAUCCGUACUCAACUUCACCAAUGAAAAUGCUGAUCCAAAAGCUGCAGUGAUUGGUACUUUGGAGAUUAUUGGGCUACCAAGCGUUGUGGAUGUGCUAACCUAUCCAGUCUUGAAAGGAUUGACUCAAUUUAUCCUUUUGUUCAACGUGUAUGAUGGUCCAGAUGGCUCAGAAGUAUUUAAACAAUUCACAAAUAUUCCACACAUCUUGGACACACGUCAAAAGCAACCUUAUACCAACAUUGCAAAUAUCGAUCCUGUUGGCAAUCUGUCAAUCGGAAGUGUUAGCUUCCGAGCAGGAAGCCAUAGCAGUACUUCAUCAACCGCUUCAGCCACUUUGAAACAAGCACUAGACGACUUCCUAGACUAUGCUGAUCAAUCGAAAGGUACUUAUGACGUUUUGAGUUUCGAUAUGCAACCUGUUCCUGCAUCUUUAGUUCAAGCUAGUCGUGCAAAAGGUGGUAAUGCUCAAGAUAGCGUUGAUGGACCUUAUUAUUGGAUCAAUUAUCUCCAUAGCACUACUCUUGGCUAUCCAAGUGCACAACAAUCUUUGGCCGAUUUCAAGACAAUGGUUGAAAAGACACCAAAUGAUCCAACGUUGCCGAUUUUCUUGAAUGAUGCAAAUGCCGAUCAACCGAUUCUACAAUCUUACCGUGCUUUUGAUCAGUUGAAAGCAGCCAAAGCAAAAUACGAUCCAGAUAAUUAUCUUUCCACACAUAUGGGCGGUCCAAGUUUUUCUUGAAUCUGUCAUUACUUAUAAUUCACUUAUUUACAGGGCUUUAAGUAUAAUUCUUUUGAAUGUCAGCAAACCAUGCACUGAUGUUGCCCACAUUGCUGUCAACACAAUCAGGCUGAUCGUAAUGUUGAAAGUGAGAGAAUUCGUUGUUCCAAA
This is a messenger RNA of Meira miltonrushii, 1691 nucleotides long. RefSeq names its product FAD-binding domain-containing protein. The transcript has a single exon. NCBI's taxonomy places the organism in Eukaryota, Fungi, Basidiomycota, Exobasidiomycetes, Exobasidiales, Brachybasidiaceae. The record is from RefSeq and is a predicted model, not a curated record. The coding region runs from base 21 to 1541 and encodes 506 amino acids. Gene Ontology annotation, molecular function: oxidoreductase activity; FAD binding.